Molecule: messenger RNA, 1512 nt
Organism: Colletotrichum destructivum
Lineage: Eukaryota; Fungi; Ascomycota; Sordariomycetes; Glomerellales; Glomerellaceae
Product: Putative cytochrome P450
Exons: 6
Coding region: 1-1512 (503 amino acids)
Molecular function (GO): monooxygenase activity; oxidoreductase activity, acting on paired donors, with incorporation or reduction of molecular oxygen; heme binding
Source: RefSeq, a predicted model, not a curated record
AUGGAUAGCAUCGCCAAGUCCCACGGCCUGGUGUCGAAAAUCGCACUUUUACCGCCAUUGAGUCUUUGGGCGGUCACACAGCUGACGGUCGUUGGGGUUAGCCUGCCUGUCCUAUGCCACUUCGUUUCCGUCUUCGCGGUAGUGUUUUACAACUAUUUUCUCCAUCCUGUCGCCCACGUAAAGGGGCCCCUUCUCGCAGCAUUGUCGCCGGUGAGUCCGGUUGUUCGAGUAGCCCCCAACGAGCUGUCGUUCGCCACCGAAUCGUCGUUGAAGGCAGUCCACAACCCUGGGCCAAGCGGCAGCCUCUUCACCAAGAAGGGCACCUCCGAAGAAAUGAUCCUCCGUCUAGUCUUCCCCGCGACGAACUUGCUCACAGUCCAAGACGAUGCCGCCCACAAGACCCUCAGGACUGCACUCCAGCCGGCCUUCACGGCCAAGGCGCUGCGGGACCAGGAGGAAAUUACACAGCAACACGUCCAGGCGACUGUGGAUGCGCUGGCGGCGGCAGCGAAGACACCCGGAACCCCGAUUAGCCUCACUCGCGAGCUUGGAAAGAUGAUCUGGGGCAUCGUGGGACAUCUCAGUUUCGGCCAGCCUCUGUCUAUCGACCAGCUCGAUAACUACGACCAUCGAAAGGACCUCCAUGCCAAAGUCGCGUCCAUCAUGGAGUUCUUCCAAUACAUGGCCUCUGUCCCAGUCAUCGGAUCCAUGAUCGUCUUCUCUGUCGUCACGUAUAGAAAGUUGUUUGGCUCAAGUCAACACAUCCUCGGCAAGCAGGAGCUUGACAGCCACAUCGCAAGUAAGCGAAGCGGCAAAGACUUUCUCUCUGCGAUUCUAGCUGCCAAGGACGCCGCCCAUCUGACUCAUGAAGAGCUCUACAGCAACAUGACCCUGCUUCUAAUGGGAGGCUACGACAGCAGUUACGUGACACUGUCGGCAGUCUUCUACCACCUCCUCUCGAAGCCCGAGCACUACCGCCGCCUCCAGUCCACCCUGCGCAGUGAGUUUGCGUCCGCCGACGACAUAACCUGCAUCGCCGUCCUUCAGCAGCCCUUGCUCAACGCCUGCAUCAACGAGGCCCUGCGCCUCGUGCCGCCCAUCAACGGCCACGGCAGCCACCGCGUCGCGGCCAAGGGCACCGCCAUCGAGGGCAUCUGGGUCCCGGCCGGCACCCUGGUGAGUGCCGACAUCUACACCAUCCAGCGCGACCCCAAGUGCUGGGCCUUCGCGGACGAGUACCGCCCCGAGCGCUGGCUCGACGAGUCCAACGGCCCCGGAACGCCGUUCGCCAAGGACGUCCGCACCAGCUGGCGGCCGUUCGCCCUGGGCCCUCGCGCUUGCAUCGGCCGCGAGAUGGCGCUGCAGUCGAUCCGGCUAGCCGUCGCCAAGAUUGUGUUCCUGUUCGACUUGACCUUGGAGAAUCGCGACAUGGUCUGGGACAGGGAUGUCGGCAGUCAUUUCCUGUGGCACGACUUUGACGUUCGUGUCAAAGUAGACAAUGCGCGCGGGUAA